Messenger RNA from Lepisosteus oculatus (spotted gar), 4974 nucleotides. Lineage: Eukaryota; Metazoa; Chordata; Actinopteri; Semionotiformes; Lepisosteidae. The record is from RefSeq and is a predicted model, not a curated record.
AGGCAACUUCAGCUGGAGCAGAAAAAAGCGCUCAAAUCCUGAUACAGCUUAGCAAUGGGAAGGAUGUAGUCCAGAUUACAAAAUGUCCCUGGGACGGGAAAUGGGAUUACCCUUGUUUUAGAAAAAGCAUGGACCUUUGUAGACAUCAGCAUUGGGAGAUAAUUGGGUUUAAACAAUGCAAAGCAUGGAAGAUACAGAAUCACACAUCAGUAAAAAGGUCAGGAUCGCAGUGAAGCAGGGCUGAUUAAACGCUUCAAAGGGGAUGGUAUCCGGUACAAGGCCAAGCUGAUUGGGAUUGAUGAAGUCACAGCUGCACGGGGGGACAAGUUAUGCCAGGACUCUAUGAUGAAGCUCAAGGGAAUUGCUGCUGCAGCUCGUUCUAAAGGAGAACACAAGCAGAAAGUCUUUUUAACUGUCUCCUUUGGAGGGAUCAAAAUCUUUGAUGAGAAGACAGGGGUCCUUCAGCAUCACCACGCAGUCCAUGAAAUCUCAUACAUUGCCAAGGACAUCACAGAUCACCGAGCCUUUGGUUAUGUGUGUGGGAAGGAGGGAAACCACCGAUUUGUGGCCAUCAAGACAGCACAGUCAGCUGAGCCUGUAAUCCUUGAUCUGCGAGAUCUCUUUCAACUCAUCUAUGAGAUAAAGCAGCGCGAAGAGAUGGAGAAGAAGGCACAGAAGGAUAAACAGUGUGAGCAGGCAGUUUACCAGACGAUUUUGGAGGAAGAUGUAGAAGACCCUGUGUACCAGUAUAUUGUGUUUGAGGCUGGACACGAGCCCAUCCGUGAGCCCCAGUCAGAGGAGAACAUUUAUCAGGUCCCUACAAGUCAGCAGAAGGAAGGUGUCUAUGAUGUUCCCAAACGGCAUCCAAUGGAAUGCAUUUGCAUGAUCAAUCAGAAAAUUGGAGAUAAGAAUGGACAGACACUGGUGGAGAUCGAUGAGGACCUGUGCAAGGUCACCCAGAAUAUUAAUCAACUGGAACUGUUUGGAGACAUGUCGACCCCUCCUGAUAUCACAUCUCCAUCCACACCUGCAUCUCCAGCCAACACGCUCGACCCUGGAGUGUCUCAUCAACCCACAUCGGAGAUGUUCGCCCCUUUCAACCCUGCAUCAGUGCCCUCAGGUUAUGUCACAAUGGGAGCUGUCCAGCCUGCCCACUGGGGACAGCAGCCGUUUGCCGCCCAGCAGCCCCUGGCGUUUGGCAUACAGCCUCCCAUGCCCGUCGCUCAGGUCAUCCCAGGAGCCCAGCCAAUGAUUUGGGGUCAAGCCAACCUUUUUCCUGCCACUCAGCAGCAAUGGGCUGCCAUGGCAGGGGCAUUUCCACCCACUGCCUUCAUGCCGACGCAAACUGUUUCCCCCCUGCCGGCUGCUAUGUUCCAGGGCAUAGCAGCGGCACCUGUGGCUGCCGUGCCACCUACCUGCGAAGCCCCCACAGUGUCCAGCCCUCAGCAGGGAGAUCCGUCCCGACAGAAGAUGAGCAAAGAGAUGUUCAAAGAUUUCCAGAUGGCCAAACCACCCGCUGUACCAUCUCGAAAAAGCGAGCAGCCAGUGUUGGCCUGCACCUCGGAGGCCUUCACCACUUACUUCAACCGUGUGGGAGUGGCUCAAGACAACGAUGACUGCGAUGACUUUGACAUAUCACAAAUGAACCUGACUCCUGUGACUUCUACUACUCCUUCCACCAACUCACCUCCAACUCCAGCCCCCCGACAGAGCUCUCCAUCCAAGUCCUCCACCUCGCAUGCCAGUGACCCGGCCACAGACGAUUCAUUCGGUGACGCAGAAGGCAGUCCCAGCCGGAGUGGGGAAGAAGAUGCUGCCGGUGGGUCUCAGGCCUCCUCUGCCAGCGAGCCCCCCGCAGAGCCCCCUGUUGAUAGCCCCAGUCCACAGGAGAAAGAUCCUCUCUAUGCCCAGAUUCACAAAUGGAAGAAAUAAGUACAAAAGAAAAUCCAUCUUAUGGUGCUCCACAAGACCGGAUCUGAAAGACCUUGUUGUCACCUGGCUCUCUGUGGGUUCCUAGGGCUCUAUCUCUCUGUAAUCUGACACUGCAAGGCAGAAGGUUUCCUCUCACUGGAAUGGUGUUCUUCUUCAGCAGCCUCUUGUUUUUAGGAGCAGAUUUAUGAGCUUGUUUACUGCUGCUCAUAUAGACUCCAUAAGAAAGGGAGACACUGUACUUUUUGUUCCUUAUUUUUCUUGUUUUGUUGUUGUUUUUAGUAGGUCCAAACUGUUCCCUUUCUAAAAGAAACAAAAGAAACUAGCUUUCAACAGUCGCCGUGUCUCAAGCAUUUUUUACGGCGGACGCAUUCAGCCUUACUGAAGUCUCUUUGUGUGGCUUUUGAGUUUCCUUCCACAAAGAAACGAGAAUGACAUCGCUGCGCACAGAAAAUGAAGCAGAUUGGUGCCACUUUCCUUCUAAACCAAAUCCAUUGGGAUGUUAAAAAAGAUCAUUGUAUUACCAUAAAGCUACAGUAUUUAUGAGGAAUGGAAAUUUAAUUGAGACAUGAUACAAAUCAGUUGCAAUUAAAACAAAGAUAAAAAAUCUAAUGAUUCCUUGAGCAGAGAAGUAGAUUUAGUUAAUUUGUUGGAUAGCCCAGCUCCCCUGAUGGAGAAAUACAUGAUUUGCUUCAUUCAGAAGGGAGAGGAAAAUCAUUUUCUUUCAUUUCUGUUUCUGCUGCUAGAGUGCUAUGCAGUAAAGAUUAUUCUGUGCACCCUGUAUUGAAGACAAAAGGAAUAAUUUGCCAAAUCUUUCUUCAUAUAAAGUCUCAGAAGAGAUGUGUUGUCUGUUGAAAUGGACACUGAGGGGCAUGGAUUUUGCUAAUCCAAUUCUGUGAUUGAACUGUUCAUUCUCUAUAGCUUUUGUACAAUACUAAUUAAAAAAAUAAGUUGAAAUGGAAUUUUUAUUUUAUAAGUCAAUCCAGCCAUUGGGGUCAGCUCUAUAUGUGUUUUAGGGUAAAUGGCUUUAAGGCAUCUGAACUUUGGUUUGCCAGAUUUAUUUUGUAAAUAAGUCAUUCUUUCAAACAAGGACUCUUGUGCCAUAAAAUAGGGAGGCACAAGUGAUGCCAGUUCAUACAUGAAACCCAAGCAAUAUCAGCAUUUCUUUUUGCUUGUUGAUUUUGCUUUAACUUUUUUGAGAUGUCACUACAAUUAUGUAUGAAGUAACAGUAUUUUAAAAAAAGAACAUUUUUCUUUCGCAUUAUUACAAGAAACUCUUACUAUCAAUUUCUUGUAGUCUUAAAAAACAAGUACUGCUGGGACUCCUGAGAGGCUCGACCACGCAGCUUGAGUCUUGCAUUAACUAGUUCAAACCUGGGAUGUGUAUGACUUUUGUAAAUGGUGACUAGGUUUCUCCAGAUAGGAACACGCCAGUGGCCAGGUACCGCCAGGGUUUGAUGAGUAAGAGCUGACCAGUGUGUCUUUGACCUGCCAUGCAAAAGCAGCCACUGGGAGCUUGCUCUAAUCAAUGAGAGGCACAUUACAACAUCCAUGCUGACUGUGGUCUGUGGUCCCUUGAGACUUAAUUGAAAAAAAGGCAAAUGUCCUUUUGUACCAGUAUGAAUAUUCUAGAUUGGGAAUGGAAGAUAAUUGACAAGUCCCAUUUUUAAGGAGUUUUCCACUGAAAUCCACAGAAAAGCACUUUUAGUCCCUCUUAAAAACAGCAAACAGCAUCACAUGCAGUGAACACUGCCUUAACCACUGUUCUAUGAGUGUGGAGAGCACAAUGAUGUAUUGUGUAAAAUAUACCCUGUUCUUUACACUGAUACACUGUGGCAAAUAUACAGUACAAUUUCUGGGUAAUGAUCUAGCAGUGAGGGCUAACUUGAUAAAACUGUCAGGAAGCACUAUUUUUUUCCAAAUGGUAUGAUUAUUCAAAAUAAUCUUGUUCCAAAGUUAGUCACUGUUAUGCAGAUGUUAAAUUGGCUUUAUUGCUUUCUGAGCGAUAUGACAAAGGUCCUAUCUCUUGCAGCCAAAUCUGUCUGUCCCUAGUUCUAAAGCUCAGCCUGUGAAAACUUCAGCAAAAGUCACAAAGUGUUAGAGUGCUAUGGUUACCGCUCUCUGUUAGUUACUCUGCUAUUAGUCCCCUAUUCUGUUCUAAUGCUUAUUAUCAGUAGAGGCCUCUACUGUGCACAUUUAUGUUCAGGUUAUCUCAUCCAGAAUGGAAAUUGUUCAUUCAACAAUAAUUAAAAUUAAAGGUUUGGCAACUUCCACAUAACACAACAACAAUUUAGCCAGCAUUUGGUCCUUUCACUUAUGAGUACUUUUUUUUAGUUUAUUGUUUUAUUUAACCUUUUGCUUGUUCCUGUUGUUGCCUAGCAUUGUCACAUUAUACAAAAUGAUGUUAAUUCACACACCAGGCCUGAUGUAUAAUGAAAUCAGCAUAGAAUCUUAAAUUUGUGACUGAGCUGGAUUCACAGAAAGUCAUUGCAGUAGUGUACAACAACUCAAAUAGUACUGUAUCUAGAGAGUAUAGUGCUUUAUAAAAUUUCUAUUCAGGCUGGGUAUUGGAUAAAAAAGUAAAGUGCCCCUCUUCCUGGUAAAAUGCAUUUUCCCCUCAAAUUAGAAAAGGCCUAGAAUGCAGAUUACAUUUUAGGCUGUAAUGAACUACUCACCAUAAAGUCACUCUCUUUAAUUGGCUUUAAUGCAUUUGGAAGCCAAGAUGCAUUGUCCUUUAACUAAAGAUCUAGACAGUGAUGCUGAGAGGUUAUAUUCCACUGUGUGUAAGACAUAAUCAGCUAUUCCCAUUCACUUUGAAUGUUUUUGUCUGCCUGGAUAAAUUAUAGGCACCUACUUAUACAUCAGAAGCACUCACCACUGGAAAUAUUUCCUAUUUGUAAUUUGAAUCACGAUGCCCUGUCUUUCCUUUACAAAUAUCCCAUCCUGACUUCUAUCAAGGUUAUUGUCUGACUUAAUUUACAGCCACAACACAAGUCAUUUUGGUUAUCCUGCUGGCAGCAAAUAAUAGUCUGGUGUAUGUACUCU